This is a messenger RNA of Labeo rohita (rohu), 5340 nucleotides long. Its product is annotated as NACHT, LRR and PYD domains-containing protein 12. The coding region runs from base 188 to 3622 and encodes 1144 amino acids. The record is from RefSeq and is a predicted model, not a curated record. The transcript is spliced from 12 exons. Gene Ontology annotation, molecular function: protein binding. Lineage: Eukaryota; Metazoa; Chordata; Actinopteri; Cypriniformes; Cyprinidae.
UGGCUGUAAUUCUUCUGAUUCUCAUGUCUCUUCCUGGAAGAAAACAAGAGGCAGGUUUCACUUUCACCCAAGUGAAAGACAUUUCAGAGCUGCUGUUUAAUGGUUUCAUUAAACGGGUGGAAGAAAUGAGGAGGGAAUUAAAAAAAACCCUGCAAAAAUCAUUUGAGAAGUGAGUCAGUGACUAAAGAUGACGUCAGAGCAGAAUCCGGAUACACUGGAUGAGAGUCAAAACAGAAACACUGUUUACAGAUGCUGUUACUGUUACGCACGACUGGCAUCCAGAACAUCUAAUCAUGAAUGCUCAGAAAGAGAAGAGAAACAGAGAAAAAAACAAGCCCCAAUUAGAAAUUACUGGACUGCAGAAAGGAUGGAUAUAAAUGCUGAAACAGGUGCAUAUGUAAAUGCUCCUUUAUGGUCUAGAAAUGUCUUCAAUGGACCAGUACACUUUUAUGGCCAACAUGAUCAACAGAAAUCAGAUGAGUCAGAUGAGAAAGACAGAGAAAAACAAGAUUUGAGGUUGCAAGAGUUCUUGACGACUCACAAAACUAACAUGAAGAAGAAAGCAGAAUAUAUUUUUGAGUGCAAAAAAGAAAAUGAAGCACAACUCAAGGCUGUUUACACAGAACUGUUCAUCACAGAGGGAGAUAUGAAAGAAGUCAAUCAGGAACAUGAGAUUAUGAAAAUUGAUGAUGCUUUCAACAACAAAAAAUCACAGGGCAAACCAGUCAAGUGCAAUGAUAUAUUUACUGGAUUGAGGACAAACCAUAAGAAAAAGACUGUGUUGACUAAGGGGAUCGCUGGCAUUGGAAAAACUUUCUCUGUGUACAAGUUUAUCCUGGACUGGGCAGAAGGCGAUGCCAAUCAGGAUAUAGACUGUGUGUUCCUGCUUCCAUUCAGAGAGAUAAAUUUAAUGACAAAUGAAGAUUUCAGUUUCCACGCGACUAAAGACAGACAGGUCAAUAUCCAUGAAUUUCUGCUGGAAUUUCAUCCUGACCUGAAGGACCUGGAGAAAUCAAAGUUAUACAAGGAAUGUAAGCUAGCAUUUAUAUUUGAUGGACUUGAUGAAAGUCGUCUGCCUCUAAAUUUUAAAAGUAUGUCUUUGAAAACUUUUGAGAGAAGAUCAUCUGUAGAUGUGCUGUUUACAAGUCUGGUCAAAGGGGAACUGCUUUCAUCAGCACUUGUGUGGGUGACGUCACGACCAGCAGCAGCCAAUCAGAUCCCUCCUGAGUAUGUGGGUUUGUUCACAGAAGUGAGAGGAUUCACUGACCAACAGAAAGAGGAGUACUUCAGAAAGAGAAUCAAAGAUGAGAAUCAUCCAGAAUUGUCCUCCAGAAUCAUCUCACACAUUAAGACGUCUCGUAGUCUCUACAUCAUGUGCCACAUUCCUGUGUUCUGCUGGAUCACAGCCACAGUACUUCAGGAAAUUCUCAGUGAGGACGAUGCAGAGAACAUCAGCACAUCACUAACUGAAAUGUAUAUUAAUUUCCUGCUGAUACAGAUGAACAUUAAGAACCAGAAGUACGACGAAACAGAAGAAAGGCAAUGUAAAAACCUCUUAUGUUCAAACAAAGAAAUGAUUUUAAAAUUAGCCAAACUAGCGUUCAAACAGCUGAAGAUGGAAAACAUUGUAUUCUAUGAGGAAGAUCUGGAAGACUGUGGUAUUAAGGUGGAUGUAGCCACUGAGUUUACAGGAAUGAUUGCUGAGAUCUUUAAGACGGAACGUGUAAUUCAUGAGACAAAAGUCUUCUGCUUUGUGCAUCUGAGUGUUCAAGAGUUUCUCGCUGCAGUGCACGUGUUUAUAUGCUACCUGGACAAGAACAUGCAGGAGCUUCAGUUUUUCUUUGAUGAGGAAAAACAAAAUGUCACAUUGCAAGAGCUACUACAGAAGGCUGUUGAUAAAGCCAUGAAGAGUCAAAGAGGACAUCUGGACUUGUUCCUACGGUUUCUGAUGGGCAUUUCACUGAAAUCUAGUCAAGAACUGCUCAAAGGCCUGCUCACACGCACUGAAGACACAGCAGAAAGCAUCACACAAACAGCUAAAUACAUUAAACUAGUACCAGAUGAAUACAGUAUCUCAGAUGAAACUUCAGUCAACCUAUUUUACUGCUUACUUGAGCUCAAGGAUAAUUCAUUAUAUGAGGAAAUCCAGAGUUACCUCAGUUCAGAUAAGCAUCCAGGAAGAAAACUCUCAUCUUCAAUGUGCACGUUGCUGAUUUAUGUACUGCUGACUUCAAAGAAGGUGCUGGAUGAAUUCAACCCGAAAAGGUUUACAUCAUCACAAGCAGACUACAAGAGACUCAUCGAAGCUGUGAGAUGCUGCAGAAAAGCACUGUUUGACGACUGUGGCCUUGAUGAAACAUGCUGUGAAACUAUGUCUUCUGCUUUAAAAUCAAAUUCCCAUCUGACAGAGCUGCACCUAAAUAGCAAUUACCUGCAGGAUUCAGGAGUGAAUUUGCUUCAUGAUGGACUGAAGAGUUCACAGUGUCAAUUGAACGUACUGAGGUUGUGUGGGUGUAAUCUCACUGCUCAGUCCUGUGAAAGUUUGUCUUCAGCUCUACACCUGUCAAACUCCGUCUUGAGAGAGCUGGACUUGAGUAAUAAUGACCUGCAGGAUUUGGGAGUGAAGUUUCUUUCUGAUGGACUGAAAAGUUCAAACUGUCAGCUGGAGAUACUAAGAUUUUCCAUAUGCAAUCUCACUGCUCAGGCUUGUGAGAAUUUGUCAUCAGUUUUACUGUCAUCAAACUCUGUCCUGAGAGAGCUGGAUCUGAGCAAUAAUGAACUGCAGGAUUCAGGAGUGAGUCUUCUUUCUGAAGGACUGAAGAGUCCAAACUGUCAACUGGAGAUACUGAGAUUGUCUGGCUGUAUGGUGACAGAGGAAGGCUGCCAUUAUUUGUCUUUAGCUCUGACUUCAAACUCCUCAUACCUGAAAGAGCUGGAUCUGAGCUACAAUCACCCGGGAGAUUCAGGUGUCAAGCUGCUCUUGGAAAAACAGGAGGAUCCAAACUGCAAACUGGACAACCUCAAUGUGGCUCAUGGAGGAGAAUCCAGGAUUACAGCAGGACUGAGGAAAUAUGCCUGUUUUCUCACACUGGAUCCAAACACCGCAAACAAUCAACUCAAUCUGCCUGAGGAGAACAGAGUGACGUGUGAUGGCAACAAACAGCAAUAUUCUGAUCAUCCAGACAGAUUCGAAUUGUAUCCUCAGGUGUUGUGUAGAGAGAGUGUGUGUGGACGCUGUUAUUGGGAGAUUGAGUGGAGUGGUGAUGAUGGUGUGUAUAUAUCAGUGUCAUAUAAGAGCAUCAACAGGAAGGGAGAGGGUGAUGAGUGUUGGUUUGGAUGUAAUGAUCAGUCAUGGACUUUGAUCUGCUGUCCUGACAGAUACUCAUUCAAACACAAUAAGAUAGUGACUUAUCUCUCUGUAAAGCCCAUCAGCUAUCGUAGGGUAAGAGUGGAUGAAUAUAUUGGUAGAAUAGGCGUUUAUGUGGAUGAGAGUGCAGGAACUCUGUCCUUCUACAACAUCUCUGACACAGUGAGCCUCAUCCACACAGUCCAGACCACAUUCACUCAGCCGCUCUAUCCUGGGUUUAAGGUUUAUUAUAAAUCAUCAGUGAAACUGUGUUGAUUAAUCAAAAUAGAUUGACUAGAGAUUAUCCCCAUAAUGCUUUAAGCUGCAUGAAAAAUCAGUAAGGGUGACAUGUUAUAGAGUCUCUUCUUUUCUCUUCAUUACAUUAAUACUGCAGCUGAACUUCUGUCAGUAAAAUAUCAAAAUAAAUGAACAAAAUGUGUAAAAUAAAUUCUCCUAUAGACAGUAAGAUCAGUGUGUGUGUGUGUGUGUGUGUGUGUGUUUUUUGUGACAUAUCAGGACACAAAUUUGUAUAAUGACAUGGGUAUGACAUAGGUAUUACAAGGAGAAGGUGAAUUAUGAAGACAUUCAGGGUGAAAAAUGAUGAAGUUUGGGAACCACUAAACAAGGCAGCAGCAAGGGAAAUAAGUGAUCAUUAGUGGAGGAUAAUUAACAGGAGAGCAACCAUACAUUUGUGUUGUGCUUUAUUUUAUAUUCAUUCAUUUAUAAUUAUUUUACAUUUAAACAUUAUUGCAUUUAUUAUUCCAUUUAAUCAUAUGACUUAAAAAACUCAUUUUAACCAUUUAUAUAGUCAUUUCAUUGAUUAGUCAUUUAUAUUACUAUUGUUUUUAAAUAUAAUUUUUCCAUUGUUGUUUAGUUAUAUCACUGUGUGUUUCAAGGGAUGAAUAUCAUACCAUAAACCUUGAAUUUCCAUAAACAUUCCCUCUCUUAUUCAUAAGAGACAGGAGGGAAUGUUUAUGGAAGUUCAAGCUUCAUGGGAAGAUAUUGUGAACUAGUAAUUUUCCAUUGCUAUUGAUUUUGGUAUAAUAAUACUUGUUGGAUUUGUGUUACACAAAACAUACACAAGUAAUAUUAUUCGAUAAACUCUGCUUCUUUUUAUCAUCAUUACUUCGUCUCCUGCUUCUGCUCUUUUCUGGCUUUACUCAGUCACUUAGUUCGUGGCUGAUAGAAGCUCAAAGCAGUUUUGGUUACCAGACUUGCUGUUAAUGGGUUUUGGGUUUUGAUGACUCUGAUGAUAAGUUGUUCUGUUAUCAGACAUAACAGUUAUUUUCUGACAGGAUCUGUUGUCAGAGGGUGGAUCUGAUAAUUCUGGCGUGGAGGCAUGAUUUAACACAAUGAUCAGAGUUUAGCUCCAACCCUGAUUAAACUCAUGUAAACAUUUAAACAUUAAACCUGUGAUUUUCAAAUGAUCCUGAAGACACUGAUUAAUAUUCCCAGGUGUGUUUGAUUAGGGUUGGAGCUAAAGUCUGCCCGAAUGUGGAUCUUGCGAGCCAGAUUUGAGGAUCCCUGAUCUAACAGAAUACAUAUAAUACACAAAGAGUUCAGAUGCAAAACCAGCUAAAAAGCUUCUCAGUCAAAAAUGAGAUAAUGAUACUGAGUGAAUGCUCCUGACACAUAGUAUAUGUUUAUUAAAUACUUUUACUAAAAAAAUUCACUAAAUUCCAGCCUCAGCCCAAUCAGAAGUACCAGUAUUUACAUAGAAACCUAUACAAAGUAGCCAGAAAGAAAUGUUAAUUUUAAAGAAAUACGUGAUUGAUUUAGAGGCUUUUGCAUCUAAACUCUUCACGUACAAACAUAAAGCCACACAUAAUUCAAGAUCAGGGGACAUUUUGGAAUAAUAGGUUUGUAUUAAAAUUGUGAUUAAAAUAUAUCACAUCUGCAACUUAUCAGCAUAACACCACAGACUAAUAAAGUAUGACACAUGAAAUCGUCAGAAAUUUAGCUAAUUUAAAAAAAAAAAAAAAAAAAAAGAAGAA